UCAACACUUUUUCCGUUCCAUUGUUUCAUGUAAAACACUCUAAAAUUUAAUUACUUUAGCUCUUGAGGACGCUUAUCAACAUCUCUUUAUUCAUUCAAAAGCUAUUGUUUAUCUGAUAGGAAGCCUCUUUUCUUUCGCUAAGGCCUGAGAAGAUGGAGUUUCUUACUGAACUAGCAAAAGAAGCUAUCUCAAAGCUUGGAGAAUUGGCAGUGGAGUCUACGUUGAAGCAGAUUGAAUAUAUGACUCACUACAAAAAAAUUAUUGCCGACUUGGAGGAAGAACACGAUAAGUUGGAGGGUGUUAAAGAAGCACUACAAGGAUGGGUGGACACAAAAAGAAUGAAUAGAGAAGGAAUUGAACCUAACAUACAAAAUUGGCUAAAUGAUGUUGCAGCUUUUGAAAAUGUGUUAAAAAGUUUCUAUGAAGACAAAGUUAAAAUGAACAAGAAAUGUUUUGGUGGAAAGUGUCCAAAUUUGACAUAUAAUUACUCAUUGGGAAAGCAAGCCUCUAAAAGCAUUGAGUAUAUUACAAAGUUGAAGGAGGAAAAAAAUGAGUUUCAGCUCAUAUCCUACCAUAAAGCUCCACCAACUCUUGGAUCGACCUUCACUGAAGAUAUUAAAAGCUUGGAGUCAAGGAAAAAAAUCAUAACAGAAAUCAUAGACAAACUAAAGGAUGAUGCGUUCAAAAGAAUCAGCAUAUGUGGGAUGGGUGGAGUGGGAAAAACCACAUUGGUUAAAGAACUCAUCAAAUCUGUAGAAAAUGAGUUAUUUGAUAAAGUUGUAAUGGCAGUGAUUUCCCAAAAUCCAGAUUACAAGAAUAUACAGAGUCAAAUUGCUGAUUGUUUAGGCUUGAGUUUGAAAAGUGAAAGUGUGGAAGGAAGAGGCAGGGAAUUAAUGCAAAGAUUGAAAGAAAUUGAUGAUGAUGGAAAGACUAAAGUCCUAAUUGUGCUCGACGAUGUGUGGAGCGAACUUAAUUUUGAUUGGGUAGGAAUUCCAUCUCGAGAUAACCAAAAAUGUAUCAAAAUUGUAUUCACAUCACGAAUUGAAAAGGAGUGUCAAAAGAUGGGAAGUCAAGUGAAUUUUCAUGUUUCUAUUUUGCUCAAGGAAGAAGCCUGGUAUCUCUUUCAGUCAAUGACAGGUGAUGUUGUAUAUGAACCUCAUAUUUAUCCAAUUGCAAAACAAGUUGCAAAGGAAUGUGGAGGUUUGCCUCUCGCUAUUGUAAUUGUUGGUAAAGCACUUGAAAAUGAGAAAGAGCUUACUGCAUGGGAGGAUGGAUUUGAACAAUUACAAAAUUCACAGUCAUCUUCCUUCCCAGAUGUUCACAAUUAUGUUUACUCGCGCAUCGAGCUUAGUUUCAAAAUUUUGGGUAGCACAGAACACAAGAAGCUCCUUAUGCUUUGUGGAUUAUUUCCAGAAGACUUUGAUAUUCCUAUUGAAAUUUUAUUGCGUCAUGCAAUAGGCUUGGGAUUGUUCAAAGCCGUUGGUGAGCCAUUGAAAGCAAGAAAUCGAGUGCGUAGUUUGGUGGGCGAUCUAAAGAGAUGUUUCUUGUUGUUGGACAGCAAUGUUCCAGGGUGUGUGAAGAUGCACGACAUUGUACGUGAUGUUGUCAUCUUAGUUUCAUUUAAAACUGAACACAAGUUUAUGGUGAAAUAUGACAUGAAGAGGCUGAAAGAAGAAAAAUUGAAUGACAUCAAUGCAAUAUCACUUAUCUUGGAUCACACUAUAGAGUUAGAAAACAGCUUAGAUUGUCCUACGCUUCAACUUCUACAAGUGCGAUCAAAAGGAGAUGGACCAAAUCAAUGGCCAGAACAUUUCUUCAGAGGAAUGAGAGCACUCAAAGUUUUGUCUAUGCACAAUUUACACAUUCAAAAACUUUCAUCUUUUUCACAAGCUUUGGUUAGUCUUCAUACACUACAAGUAGAAUAUUGUGAUGUUGGUGAUAUAUCUAUAAUUGGUAAGGAACUUACACACAUAGAAGUCCUAAGUUUUGCACACUCUAAUAUUAAAGAACUUCCAAUUGAAAUAGGAAACUUGAGCAUUCUAAGAUUAUUAGAUUUGACAAAUUGCAAUGAUCUUAAUGUCAUUUCUAGUAAUGUCUUGAUAAGACUGUCUCGAUUGGAAGAACUUUAUUUAAGGAUGGACAAUUUUCCUUGGAAAGGAAAUGAGGUUGCAAUCAACGAGUUAAAAAAGAUAUCUUAUCAGCUAAAGGUCUUUGAGAUAAAAGUUAGAGGGACUGAAGUUUUAAUCAAGGAUUUGGACUUAUACAAUCUACAAAAGUUUUGGAUCUAUGUGGAUAUUUAUAGUGAUUUUCAGCGCUCUGCACAUUUCGAGUCAAAUUUAUUGCAAAUUAGUGCUAUAGACUAUCAAUCUAUUAAUAGCAUACUGAUGAUCUCACAAUUGAUUAAGAAAUGUGAAAUCCUCGCAAUAAGAAAGGUGAAAGACUUGAAAAAUGUUAUGAGACAAUUGUCACAUGAUUGUCCAAUUCCAUACUUGAAAGAUUUGAGGGUUGAUUCAUGUCCUGAUCUGGAGUAUUUGAUAGAUUGUACUACUCAUUGCAGUGGCUUUUCACAAAUUAGGUCAUUGUCUUUGAAAAAUCUUCAGAAUUUUAAAGAGAUGUGUUAUACACCUAAUUACCAUGAAAUCAAGGGAUUGAUGAUUGACUUCUCAUAUUUGGUGGAGUUGAAGUUAAAAGACCUCCCAUUAUUUAUUGGCUUUGACAAAGCUAAGAAUUUGAAAGAGCUCAAUCAAGUAACAAGAAUGAAUUGUGCUCAAUCUGAAGCUACUAGAGUUGAUGAAGGUGUUCUAUCAAUGAAUGACAAGUUGUUUUCAUCUGAGUGGAUGCAACAAUUCCCAAAAUUGGAAACAAUCUUCCUAGAAAAGUGUUCUUCCAUUAAUGUGGUCUUUGACACUCAAAGAUAUUCAUACUCAGAUGGCCAAGUAUUUCCUCAAUUGAAAGAAAUGGAGAUAUUUGACCUUAAUCAACUAACUCAUGUGUGGAGUAAAGCUCUGCAUUAUGUUCAAGGUUUUCAAAAUUUGAAAAGCUUGACAAUAUCAAGUUGUGACUCUUUGAGACAUGUAUUUACUCCAGCUAUUAUUAGAGAAGUCACCAAUCUUGAGAAAUUGGAGAUAAAAUCUUGUAAGUUGAUGGAGUAUUUAGUGACCAAUGAAGAAGAUGGCGAAGAAGGUGGUCAAAUUAAUAAAGAGGAAGUAAAUAUUAUCUCGUUUGAAAAACUAGAUUCCUUAAAACUUUCUGGACUCCCAAAUCUAGCACGUGUUUCUGCAAAUUCUUGCGAGAUAGAAUUUCCAUCCUUAAGAAAGUUGGUGAUUGAUGAUUGUCCAAAGCUAGAUACAUUGUUUUUGCUAAGUGCAUAUACAAAGCACAACAAUCAUUAUGUUGCAUCAUAUUCAAAUCUUGAUGGCACUGGUGUUAGCGAUUUUGACGAAAACUACCCAAGAUCUUCUAAUUUUCAUUUUGGAUGUAUGCCAUUGUGUUAUAAACUGAUCCGUCAAAGCAACAAAAAUAACAAAAUCAAGGGUCCUUCUGUUUCCGAAAGGAAACCCAGGGUAGAGUUGGGUGGUGCAUCUCUUCUUGAAGAACUUUUUAUAACGGGUGAUUUGCAUGAUAAAUUGUUUUUGAAAGGGAUGGAUCAAGCAAGGAUAAGAGGUGGGCCAGUUAUAGACGGGCACUUGUUCCCAUACUUAAAAUCACUAAUCAUGGGGUACAGUGACAAAAUAACUGUCUUGUUAUCUUUCUCGUCCAUGCGAUGUUUUGAGCAGUUAGAGAAGCUACACAUAUUUGAAUGCAAUAACUUAAAUGAGAUAGUAUCUCAAGAAGAAUCAGAAUCAAGUGGAGAAAAGAUUAUAUUCCCUGCAUUGAAAUCUCUAAUUCUUACAAACCUUCCAAAGCUUAUGGCCUUCUUCCAAAGUCCCUAUAAUCUUGAUUGUCCAUCACUGCAAAGUGUGCAAAUCAGUGGUUGUCCCAAUAUGGAUGUGUUUUCACACGGAUUUUGUAGUACACCUAAGCUUGAGGACUGCAACAUACGUAUUGGAUCCCUCGGCAGCAGCUACAUUCAUAAGAAUGACAUGAAUGCUACUAUACAAGGGUUUAAAACAUUUGUGGCAUUACAAAGCUCGGAGAUGUUGAAUUGGACGGAGCUAUAUGGUCAAGGCAUGUUUGGAUACUUUGGAAAAGAACGAGAAAUCAGUAUCAGGGAAUAUCAUAGAUUAUCAAUGCUUGUACCAUCCAAUGAGAUACAAAUGCUUCAACAUGUGAGGACACUGGAUGUAAGUUAUUGUGAUUCAUUGGUUGAGGUGUUUGAAUCAAUAAGAGAAUCUACAAGAAAAAGGGAUGUUACUACACAUUAUCAGCUACAAGAGAUGACAUUGAGUUCGUUGCCAAGAUUGAAUCAGGUAUGGAAACACAAUAUCGCUGAGUUUGUAAGCUUUCAGAAUCUAACAGUAAUGUAUGCUUUUCAAUGCGACAAUUUGAGGAGUUUGUUCUCCCACUCUAUGGCUAGAAGCCUUGUGCAACUUCAAAAAAUAGUAGUUGAGAAAUGUAAAAUGAUGGAGGAGAUAAUAACAAUGGAAGAAGAAUAUAUCGGAGGAGGGAACAAAAUCAAGACUUUAUUUCCUAAGUUGGAGGUAUUGAAACUUUGUGAUCUUCCUAUGUUGGAAUGUGUUUGUUCAGGAGAUUAUGACUAUGAUAUCCCUUUAUGCACUAUUGAAGAAGACAGGGAAUUAAAUAAUAAUGAUAAGGUUCAGAUUUCAUUUCCACAAUUAAAGGAGUUAGUGUUUCGUGGAGUGCCGAAGAUCAAGUGUUUUUGUUCAGGAGGGUACAACUACGAUAUUGAGCUCUUGUCAAUUGAAGAGGGUACAAAUAGGAGAACUUUUCCAUAUGGAAAGGUUAUUGUAAACACACCCAGCCUUCGUACACUACGUUGGGAUAAGGAUGGGCUGUUGGUCGCUGUUAACACACUUGGGGACCUAAAUUUGACAAUAUAUUAUGUUCAAAAUUCAAAGAAAUACAUGGUGGAGUUGCAAAAAUUAGAGACGUUUAAAGAUAUGGACGAAGAGCUUCUUGGCUACAUCAAAAGAGUAACACACCUUGACAUUGUAAACUGUCACAAGCUAUUGAAUUGCAUCCCAUCCAACAUGAUGCACUUAUUAUCACAUUUGGAGAAACUCUCUGUUAAUGAAUGUGAGUACUUAGAAGAGAUAUUUGAAUCAACUGAUAGCAUGUUGCAGUGGGAGCUAGUGUUCUUAAAAUUGCUUUCUCUUCCAAAACUGAAGCACAUUUGGAAAAACCAUUGUCAAGGAUUCGAUUGUUUACAAUUGAUAAUCAUCUAUGAGUGCAAUGAUUUGGAAUAUGUUCUUCCGGAUGUUUCCGUGCUCACAAGCAUUCCAAAUUUGUGGUUAAUUGGUGUGUAUGAAUGCCAGAAGAUGAAGGAGAUCAUUGGGAAUAAUUGCAAUCCUACUGAUUGUGUACAACAGAAAGCUAAAAUUAAAUUCCCGAAAUUAAUGAAGAUUGAACUGCAGAAGCUUCCUAGCCUCAAAUGUUUCGGUCAAAGCUCUUUCCCUUGCUAUAUUGAGAUGCCACAAUGUCGGCGAAUAAAAAUUGAAGACUGCCCAGAGAUGAAGACCUUUUGGUUCGAAGGAAUCUUAUACACCCCACGUCUUUAUGAAAUUUCUUUAAAAAAUACCAAAUUUGACGAAUACGAAGAUGUUAAUGACGUGAUACAACGACACAAUAAAUGAUCGAGUGUUGGUAUGAGAUGGAAUGUGCAAAUCUCAGACACAAGGACUAGCUUCAGCCAUAAGAAAUAUGUGGAGGCAUUGAGUCGGGAAGACUUUUAUUUACUCAAAGAAUGUUCGUGGCUCUUGAGCAGAGGUUAUUGACAAAUUCA
This is a messenger RNA of Medicago truncatula (barrel medic), 5902 nucleotides long. RefSeq lists its product as uncharacterized. Gene Ontology annotation, molecular function: ADP binding; ATP hydrolysis activity. The transcript is spliced from 7 exons. The coding region runs from base 153 to 5753 and encodes 1866 amino acids. The record is from RefSeq and is a predicted model, not a curated record. NCBI's taxonomy places the organism in Eukaryota, Viridiplantae, Streptophyta, Magnoliopsida, Fabales, Fabaceae.